AUGCGAUGUCUGAAGCAUCUAUACGUGACUGACCCCCGCGCCGACAAGCAGCGCAUCCAGGAGACAAAGGGCGGCCUGCUCAAGGGCUCCUACUGCUGGAUUCUCAAGAACGAUCUCUUUCAGCGAUUUCGUGACGACCCGCAAAGCCGGCUGCUCUGGAUCAAGGGCGACCCCGGCAAAGGCAAGACAAUGCUCCUCUGCGGCAUCAUAGAUGAGCUGGAGAAAGAGUCUGCGAAACGACUGUCUUAUUUCUUCUGUCAGGCUACAGAGGCUCAAUUGAGCAGCGCCGCGGGCGUGCUGCGCGGCCUCAUCUACCAUCUCAUCCUCCAGCAGCCAUCACUCAUUUCGUACGUACGGGCGAAAUACGAUAUCCCAGAGGAGAAACCUUUUGAGAGCAUCAAUGCCUGGGUGUCUCUGACCGAUAUAUUCAUGGACAUGCUGAACGAUCCAGCUCUGGAGGAUGUGGUCUUGAUCGUCGACGCCCUUGACGAGUGCAAAACGAAGCACUCAGAGCUUCUUGACUUUAUUUUCAAGUCGCCCUCCCGUAUCAAGUGGAUUGUGUCCAGCCGCAACCACUGCCCAGACAUUGGGCAGAGGCUCAGAAACGCAACACAGACAGCCAAGCUGUGUCUUGAGGACAUUGAGAGCACCAUUUCCGAAGCUGUUGACGGGUACAUUCGACACAAGGUGGAUCAAUUGACACGUGAAAAGAAUUACGACGACAAGCUACGCCACGCUGUCCAGCACUACUUGAUGUCUCAUGCCAAUGGCACUUUUCUCUGGGUAGCCUUAGUCUGCAAAGAACUUGCGGAUCCUAGGGUCCCAAGACGGCAUAUGCUUACGAAGUUAGCGUCGUUCCCAGCAGGACUUAAUCAACUCUAUGAGCGAAUGAUGGAACAUAUUAUCAACUCAGACGAUGCGGACCUGUGCAAGCAGAUCCUAGCUAUUGCAUCGGUCGUAUACAGCCCCGUCACGUUGAAGGAGCUGAUAUCUCUUGUUGAGUCGCUCGAGGAAUUCGACCAGGAUGAGUUGAAAGAGAUCAUCGGAUCCUGUGGCCCUUUCCUGACUCUCCAAAAAGGUUUCAUUUACUUUGUGCAUCAAUCGGCGAAGGAAUACCUGCUUGACAAGGCAUCCAACCAGAUCGUACCUUCUGGCACCGCGCACCAGCACCAUACCAUCUUCUCGAGGUCGCUGCUGGUGAUGUCCAGGUCCCUGCGGCGCGACAUGUACGAUUUACACCAUCCCGGCACCUCUAUCGAUGAUAUCCGCCAGCCUGAGCCCAACCCGUUGGCCUCGGUGCGAUACUCGUGCCUCUACUGGGUUGACCACCUAAGCGCUGCCAUCUCGGAUAGAACUUCGAUACCUAUCGACGACCUACAGGAUGAUGGCACAGCCCAUCAGUUUCUCAGUAAGAAGUACCUCUACUGGCUGGAGGCGCUCAGCCUUCUCGGAAGCAUACCGAAAGGAGUGGUUGCGAUGACGAAACUCGAGACGUUGCUGAAAGGGUCAGAGGGAACCCUCUUGCUUGAUUUCGUACGGGAUGCACGGCGAUUUAUCCUAGCACAUGGACGGGCGAUAGGGAAUGCGCCCCUUCAGGCAUACGCGUCCGCGCUUACAUUCAGCCCUCGGCGAAGCGUAACGAGAAGAUUGUUCAAAGGAGAAGAGCCAAGCUGGAUUGUAGCUAAACCGACCAUAGCUGAGGAUUCGGAUGCAUGUCUAGAGACGCUCGAAGGCCAUGACGGUGGGGUUAACUGGGUGGUCUUCUCGCCUGAUGGCCAGCGUCUUGCAUCGGCGUCACGCGAUAAGACUCUUAAGGUCUGGAAUGCCACGACCGGCCACUGUACGGCGACGCUCGAAGGCCAUCACGGCUGGGUUCACUCGGUGGUCUUCUCACCGGACGGUCAGCGUCUUGCAUCGGCGUCACGCGACGGGACCGUCAAGAUAUGGGAUGCCAUGACUGGACAAUGCUUGGAGACGCUUGAAGGCCAUGGCGGUGGAGUUAACUCGGUGGUCUUCUCACCGGACGGCCAGCGUCUUGUAUCGGCGUCACACGACGGGACCGUCAAGAUAUGGAAUGCCACGACUGGAAAAUGCCUUGCGACGCUCGAAGGCCAUCACGGCUGGGUUCACUCGGUGGCGUUCUCGCCGGAUGGCCAGCGUCUCGCAUCGGCGUCACGCGACGGGACCGUAAAGAUAUGGAAUGCCACGACCGGCGACUGUACAGCGACGCUCGAAGGCCAUGGAGGUGAGGUUCACUCGGUGGCGUUCUCGCCGGAUGGCCAGUGUCUUGCAUCGGCGUCACGCGACGGGACCGUCAAGAUAUGGAAUGCCACGACCGGCCACUGUACGGCGACGCUCGAAGGUCAUCACGGCUGGGUUCACUCGGUGGCCUUCUCACCGGACGGCCAGCGUCUUGCAUCGGCGUUACGCGACAGGACCGUUAAGAUGUGGGAUGUCGGGACCGGACACUACCAGGUGACGCUCGAAGCCCAUGGCGGUGGAGUUCGCUCAGUGGUCUUCUCGCCGGAUGGCCAGCGUCUUGCAUCGGCGUCACACGACGGGACCGUCAAGAUAUGGAAUGCCACGACUGGACAAUGA
Fusarium redolens is the source of this 2598-nucleotide messenger RNA. RefSeq names its product WD40-repeat-containing domain protein. Gene Ontology annotation, molecular function: protein binding. The record is from RefSeq and is a predicted model, not a curated record. The transcript has 2 exons. Lineage: Eukaryota; Fungi; Ascomycota; Sordariomycetes; Hypocreales; Nectriaceae. Bases 1 to 2598 code for a protein of 865 amino acids.